GUCGGCGUCAGUCUAUCUUCGUUAUAAUUUAUUCAGCGAGUUUCCUUUCUAUCCCGUCCAUAAUGUACUUCAUUCUGUGGCAAAUUUAAGUCUGUAGGUUAGGUUUAUAGACAAUUGGCGCCAAUUCGUGCGUUUGUAAAAUUAAUAUACGUUUUGUUGUGACACUUGUUGAUUUCCUGACUGGAAAACGCUUUGUUCGAGUUCGAAUAAGUCGUGGAAUAUUGUUUGCAGUUGAAAUAAUUAGAGAAAGUUGAUAAUUUAAUAAUUGUGAGAACAUAAAAGCAGUAAUGGUUCGUCGAAAACGGGAGCCAACAUCAUUCAGUGAACGGAUGAGAAAUGAGAAAGGAAAACGGAGUGAAAAAAGGACAACCGUAUUAGUGGAUAAACGUAAAAGAAAAAGUCGAGUACUACAGGAAAUUAAGCAUCUAAGAAAGACGACACAUUUUCUCAUACCUAAGAUGCCUUUUGCACGUGUAGUCAGGGAAAUCUUCCUCGAGAUAUUUCCAAGACAGGAUAUCAGGAGAAUACAAGCGACUGCACUUGAAGCGUUACAAGAAGCAACGGAGAUGUACAUCGUACAGUUCUUCGAGGACUCGGUGCUGCUAGCGUUGCACGCCAAGCGAGUGACUCUCAUGCGAAAUGACAUGAUUCUGAUGCGCAGAUUAAGAGGCCGUGACGAUAUUAUUAAUAGAUAAGAAACAAUUUUACGUUAAUUAAAUGAACAUUUUACGUGCUUUAAUAAUUUUGGAAAUUA
Messenger RNA from Ooceraea biroi (clonal raider ant), 754 nucleotides. RefSeq names its product histone H3.3. The record is from RefSeq and is a predicted model, not a curated record. Gene Ontology annotation, cellular component: nucleosome. NCBI's taxonomy places the organism in Eukaryota, Metazoa, Arthropoda, Insecta, Hymenoptera, Formicidae. Gene Ontology annotation, molecular function: protein heterodimerization activity; structural constituent of chromatin; DNA binding.